AUGUUUAAUUUCAAAUGCCAAUGCUGCAUUGCAAAGCUGCAUUCUACUGUUUACGCUAUUUACAGCUCUGUGGCUGCCAAACAAACAACAAUGGAUGAAAACACUCAGGCACUGAUGUCUGCCGUUCUCCUGAUUGCAAUUAUGUGGGAGAUCUUCUCAUUGAGCGCCGAGGGAAUACAAAGCAGGAAGCAACGCGAUGAAAACGAAUGCAACCAGGGGCUUCUAGCCAUCAAACGGAAGGAGCUCUUCCUAAUGCUCAUCCUACUCAUACUGAUGGCCAUAUACUACCUGAUACACAUAUAUGAAGCCAGAUCGACUGCUAAUCCAGCAAUCAAUGAGCUUGCCAUCCACAUAAGAGGUGCCACACUCAAGUUGUUUGAAAUCACAAUCGAAGGUAUUGAAAAAAGCCUGCUUUUCCAUACAAUCAUGCUGUUCCUGCCUGCAAUUUCAUCCAAGAGGUUCAAGGAUCUUGGCUUUGAUGAGUAUGUAUUCGAAGCAGUUCUUGGAUCAAGGGCAUACGGCGGCAUACUGCUGUAUCCAAUCGUGUUUAUCGUUACCGGCAAGACUCUACUGGGAAACUACAUCGUUGAUGUCAUAAAUAACUCAGAAACGCUUCUGCUCAUUAUACUCUACUUUGCUCUGCUGAAAAAAAUCUCAAAGAUAUGCACUGCACUUUUGCAAAGACAGCUGCUCUCAAAGCCUGAGGUUGAACAGCUCAUAUUACUGGCCAGGAUCCGAAUCGGAGGGAUACUUGCAUACUUGCUCAUCAAACUCAUUCUGGAGAUCUGCAAAACAAUAGAGAUGCUUUUCUCAAGAUACUUAACACAAACACAUUCAAUCAGCUUCGCAAAAGCAAUGCUUUUUGUGCUGCUGUGCCACUUCUCAAUCAAACCAUUGAUAUUCCUCAACACAGGAGCAUACCUUGCAAUUCAGAGUGCCAAGAAUGCAAAACCACACAAAGUGCAGCAGCAUUUUAACAUGGUCGACAUAACACUCAUCCCAAGCAUCUAG
Molecule: messenger RNA, 1011 nt
Organism: Ordospora pajunii
Lineage: Eukaryota; Fungi; Microsporidia; Ordosporidae
Exons: 1
Coding region: 1-1011 (336 amino acids)
Source: RefSeq, a predicted model, not a curated record